Molecule: messenger RNA, 1193 nt
Organism: Spirodela intermedia
Lineage: Eukaryota; Viridiplantae; Streptophyta; Magnoliopsida; Alismatales; Araceae
Source: the annotation of a GenBank genome assembly
AUGGCGGGGCUCUUCGCGCGGUUCUCCGGCCGCAGUAGCGGCCACCGGCGGAACCAGAGCGCCACCGUAAGCCUCUCCUCCACCGCCGCCACCCGCGGCGUCCAGAGGAGAUCUACGUCUCUGCCAUAAAUUCUCCCUUCUGCCAUCUGCUUUCGCAAUUUCUGAUUCGACCGAUGGAUCGAUGGCUGGCCUGUAGCAGGGGAUAAGUGCUCGAGGAUCGUCGCCAAACGCCGGGGGAGUCGCUUCCGCGUCGGGAAAUCCCCGCGGGGUAGAGGAGUUCAAGCCGGUGGAGCACCCGAGUGAGCCGGUCGGUCAUGAUCAGCCGAUCAAGUGCCCCUUGCCGGAGCCCUCCAUUCUCAAUGUAAGUACGACCACUGUCAUUACAGUCCGAUAAAAUGCCCUCUUCACGAGAUAUUCCCAGCACCAUGUAUGCAACGCGGAGGAGACUCCGACGUUUUUCGCCCACUGUCAGGGAGCAUCCAUGAUUUUAGAUCGACCCUUAACGAGAGAGAGAGAGAGAGAGAGAGCGCGAGAUUGCUCUGGUUGCGGUAACGAAGGCCAAGAAGAUGACAUUUAUCGCGAUUAUCUUAUUUUCCGAAAAGGACAGCAUGAUUCAGAUCAGCAGGUAGAGUGGGUUAGUCACCGAAUUAUGAGUGUAAAUCUCAUGAGCAAUGAAUGUGGCAUUCAUAAAAUACGAUCAAUUCCGCAAAGUCAGAUACAAGGUAUCAAAUCUUCACGCCUUUUAUGUCUCCGGUUAUCACCCGAAUUUGCGCGUAUGAUGCGUUGUGAAACAUUAUGGUUUGAGCUGUGCUUAGCGGAAUGUCGGUUCCAUGUGCGAAGCCUACCACAUAUAUGCCUGAAUUUGAUCUGGCCACAUUUCAUGCGUGAAGAACUCGCGGAGAGCGCGGGAAUCCCGCAUAAAAAUUCGGUUUGGAUUUCUGUUGUCUCAGGAUGGAAGGAUAUGGAAAGAACGGAGGUCUGCAAAUGCAAGAGCGAGGAGCGACUUACCAGUGGCGAGGAAGAUCCCCCGCCAUGAAUCUAAGGACUUGGCUUCCAGUUCCUACUCUGGCUCCUCCGGACGAGUCAUCUUGCCAUCCCUCAGUGCUCCAGAGCAGAAUAUCGCAGGCCUUCUGGAGGACUGUAAUGCGGCACGGGGACACGCUUCCAUGUCAGUUCAAACUGAUCGUGAAUGA